AUGUCCGUCGCCGACCGCCUCCAAUUCUUCGCCUCCCUCAACGGCGCCAGCCAGCAAAACCUCUCGCAGAACGCCACUACAGCCCCUCCGACUACUGCCGCGGAAGGCUCUCAACCGGUCCUCAACACCAACAACCUCCAGCCCCGCGCCCUCCACUCCGGCAGCUCCAGCCCGACGCGUCAAGACUUGGGCACGGCUAGAAGCAACCCACAGCUCUCCAAAGCCGGAUCGCGGUCGCUGGGCAACUUGGCCGGCGGGGGCAGUUACAGCCUGCUGAACAGCACCACCAGCCGCACCGGCUCGCACAACUAUCUCGCUGGUGGGGCACGCGUCAACUCCCACAGUCAGAGCUCGUUGCUCCAACCAGACCACCAGCAGGACGGCGACGCUUUAGCGAGCGGCAAGUUCCUCUCGGUCAAGGAACGUAUCGCACGAUACGGAAGCAACAACAAGGAACUCGACGCUACCACGGAAAUCAAACCCCGUCAUGCAGCCGCGGCCAUCACAGUAACCCCCCCGUCCAUCCUCGACAACCCCCACGAUGACGACGCCGACCGUCGCGACAGCGUCAGCGGACCCGCCGAGUCGUCGUACCAUCGUCGUCAUAGCCAUAACACGCGUGCGACGCCGUAUGGGGUGCAGCCGGCGUCCGGGAGGUCGUCGAGGCAUGCUAGUCACCAGGAUUUGCACGGGAAGCUAGCGCAGGGGCAGGGGGAGAGGAUGGAGGUGGAUGAGGUGGGAUCGGUGCGGAGGGCGUCGGCGAUGGAUGUUGAUGUGCAGGAGCAGCAGCCGCUGUUGCGGCAGGAGGAAGGGAAGGAGGAUGGGCACCAGCAGCAUCAGGAGGAGGAGAUGCAGGUCGAUGAACCCGCCGUUCAGAUUCCUCAGGACGAGGAAGAGGCCAAGCCUUUGUUGCAAGACCCCCAAGCCCCGCCGCAGAUCGAGUCGCAGGCCCAGCCCCACGCCGAGGAAGUCAAGCAGGCCCACCAGCCCAUCGCUCAACCCAUCCCUCAGCAGCGUGAGCCCGCCGUCGCCCAAGCGGCCACUCCAGCCAUCGUUGCCACGGAAGCAAUCAAACACACCGCCGCUCCUCCGCCUACCUCAGCGGCCGCCCGCCCCACCAGCGGCACGGCCUCUCCCACUCCCAAAUUCGCCUCCGCAACCCCCAAAUGCACCACCUGCGCUAAACCCGUCUACCUAAUGGAACAACUCGUAGUCGACAACAACACAUUCCACAAAACCUGCCUAAAAUGCAACCACUGCAAAGCCACCCUCAAGAUGGGCAACCUCGCCUCCAUGAACGGCGAGUACUACUGCAAGCCGCAUUUCAAGCAGCUGUUCAAGCUGAAGGGGAACUAUGAUGAGGGGUUCGGGAAGGAGUUGCAUAAGAAGCAGUGGUUGGCGGGGGGGGAUAAGGCUGGCGGGGCCAAGGAGGGGGAGAAGCAGGAGGGGGGGCAGCAGUGA
This is a messenger RNA of Fimicolochytrium jonesii, 1461 nucleotides long. RefSeq lists its product as uncharacterized. The record is from RefSeq and is a predicted model, not a curated record. The transcript has a single exon. Lineage: Eukaryota; Fungi; Chytridiomycota; Chytridiomycetes; Spizellomycetales; Powellomycetaceae. Gene Ontology annotation, biological process: actin filament bundle assembly. Gene Ontology annotation, cellular component: actin cytoskeleton; plasma membrane. Gene Ontology annotation, molecular function: actin filament binding. The coding region runs from base 1 to 1461 and encodes 486 amino acids.